AUGGGGCAUGCAAUUCACAAACAGAUUGACGCAGCGUCCACUGUGUUGCAUGCACUGUGCCGGUCCAUUCUGGUGUGGUUCCAGAAUCGGAGAGCCAAGUGGAGACGUCAAGAAAAGAUGGACACCAACACCAUGAAGCUCCAUGACUCCCCCAUGCUGUCAUUCAAUCGCCCCCCAAUGCCUCCUAAAGUUGGGCCGAUGGCCAACCCGAUGCCACUAGAUCCUUGGCUGAGCUCGCCCAUUUCAAGUGCCACGCCCAUGCACAGCAUCCCAGGCUUCAUGGGCUCACCGCAGGCCCUGCAGCCUACCUAUUCAAGCCAUAGCUUCCUUAACAGCGCACCUGGAAUGGUCCAAAGUAUGCAGCCCAUGGGUCCACCACCCUAUCAGUGUCCUCCCAGUUUCAGUGAUAAAUAUCCCAUGGAGGAUGACAGGAGUUCCAGCAUUGCAGCACUCAGGAUGAAGGCUAAAGAGCACAUUCAGUCGAUGGAUAAAACCUGGCAGCACAUGUAAAAUCAUAGAUGAAUAAGAACAAAUUAACUAACGUGAAUGUUUACAACCUGUUUUUGGUUUCAUGCAAGACUGAAAGGGACACAAAAUACCAAAGAUGUAAGAACUGUCACUAAUGUGCAACGCUCAGACGUGUUCAUUUUUGAUCAAACUAUUUUUAGCCUCAAGAAAC
Nematolebias whitei (Rio pearlfish) is the source of this 679-nucleotide messenger RNA. Its product is annotated as retinal homeobox protein Rx2-like. The transcript is spliced from 2 exons. Gene Ontology annotation, biological process: positive regulation of transcription by RNA polymerase II. Lineage: Eukaryota; Metazoa; Chordata; Actinopteri; Cyprinodontiformes; Rivulidae. Gene Ontology annotation, molecular function: RNA polymerase II cis-regulatory region sequence-specific DNA binding; DNA-binding transcription factor activity, RNA polymerase II-specific. The record is from RefSeq and is a predicted model, not a curated record. Bases 1 to 510 code for a protein of 169 amino acids.